This is a messenger RNA of Cyclopterus lumpus (lumpfish), 2223 nucleotides long. It is a transcript of the gene foxo6b, whose product is annotated as forkhead box O6 b. Gene Ontology annotation, cellular component: nucleus. The transcript is spliced from 2 exons. Gene Ontology annotation, biological process: regulation of transcription by RNA polymerase II. The record is from RefSeq and is a predicted model, not a curated record. Bases 1 to 2223 code for a protein of 740 amino acids. Lineage: Eukaryota; Metazoa; Chordata; Actinopteri; Perciformes; Cyclopteridae. Gene Ontology annotation, molecular function: DNA-binding transcription factor activity, RNA polymerase II-specific; RNA polymerase II cis-regulatory region sequence-specific DNA binding.
AUGCUGAUGAUGAUGAAGAACGGCGGCAUGGAUGCGCAUCAGGUUGAUAUCGAUUCGGAAUUCGAGCCUCACAGUCGGUCGCGGUCGUGCACCUGGCCGCUGCCGUGUCCGGAGGAUUUCCCCGGGGGAGAAGAGGCGAGCCGAGGUCUGGCCCUGGCGUCGGUCAAAGUGGAGCAGUACAACGUGCCCGCGUGCCUGGCUGAGAGAAAAGGCGGCGCGCCGGCGGAGAUCAAGCACCCAGCCGGCGCCCCGGCCCCGGUGGUGGCCGCUCCUGCCUGCAUGUCCGGGGCUGCGCUCGACGUGGCCGGCCAGCUGCGCAAAGCCAAGUCCUCCCGGCGAAACGCGUGGGGGAACCUGUCUUAUGCAGACCUCAUUACCCGUGCCAUCGAGAGCACCCCGGAGAAGAGACUCACCCUGUCCCAAAUUUACGACUGGAUGGUUCGCUUUGUUCCUUAUUUCAAGGAUAAAGGCGACAGCAACAGUUCAGCCGGAUGGAAGAAUUCAAUCAGACAUAAUCUGUCCCUGCACAGCCGCUUCAUCCGGGUGCAAAAUGAAGGCACGGGGAAGAGUUCGUGGUGGAUGCUGAACCCAGAAGGAGGGAAGAUGGGGAAGGGACCCAGACGGCGGGCGGCCUCUAUCGACAACGGCAACCGCUACCUGAAGACCAAGGGUCGCAUUAGCCGAAAAAGAGCAGGGGCCAUGGGCCUCGGACGGGGACAAGGUCAGAGGGCAGGACCCGCAAUGCAAGACUCCCCGGAGCAUGGCAGUCCAGCAGGGAAAGGAGGUGUGGGCAUGGGGGGUGAGGAGUAUGACACCUGGACGGAUCUCCAUUCCCGCACCUCCUCCUCUGCUUCCACACUGAGUGGCUGCCUGUCCCCGAUCCUUGCUGAGGCCGAGGCUGACGAACCGGAGGAAGGUGGACUGUCCUGUUCAGCCUCCCCUCGACUGUACCCAAGCCCCUCCAGCACACGCUCCCCGGCCCUGGGCACUGGAGGCCACUGCCCGACUGUGGAGCUGCCCCAGCUGACUGACUUGGCAGGGGCCAUCAGCCUAGAUGAAAGUGGCUACCCCCAGCCACAGCAAAUCAAAUGCAACGGUUAUCCCUACGUGCCUGCGCCCAAGGCAGAGGUUUCCUACUGCGGACCCAUGUACGGACAGCCUUCCAUGGGCAUGCUCCGGCAUCACACUCUUAUGGAGACCAUCCAGGAGAACAAGCCAGUCAGCUUCCAGCGCCCAAUGAGGGGCUACUCAGAGAACAACGCCCUGCAGAGUCUGCUUACUGGAGGUCCUUCGUACUGCAACAAAGAGACAGUGUUGGGCCAAGGACGAGAAACACACACACUUAUGACACAGGGGACCAAUGGCAUUCACAGCCAGCACAGCCACAAUCAGAAUCGCAGCCACAAUCAUAACCACAAUCACAGCCAAGAGCAUGCUCACAAUCCCAGCCUACACAAUGGCAUUAGCUCAGUCCAUGACCAGAACACAACACACCAUCAGAACCACAAUCAGGGUCACAAACACCAAGCCAGCCUCGACUACAGCCACAGCCACAGCCACAAGCCCCUUCCUGCCCAUGACUACGGUUCGAGUCACGAGCACAGUCACAGUAACAAAGUAAACGCCAGCCAUGAUCACAACCCUCGCUCCAGCCAGAGUCACAUGCACAACCACAACCCCCAUAACCCUAUGCACAGUGGGCCUCACCCCCAGGCCCUCUCCCCAAGGGUUAGCACUGACAUCCUGCAGCCCUACAGCCUCAAGACCUCGAACCACUACGGGCCCCGACCACACCUCCCAACCUCGCCGUCUCUGCCGCCCAACCCCGCCGGUGUUAUGGACGUUCCCCAGGACCCCUGCCGCUUGGCGUCCGCGCCUCAACCUCGUCACCAGCCUUACCCCGGAGCUCACCAUCAGGGUAUGACUGACUCCUGGCACGGCUACUACCACAACAACCACCAGCCAGGGAACACUGGUUACCAGGGGCAACAGCACAACUCCCACAGUAGAAUGGCUGCAAACCUGGAGAUGGAGAACGCCCCUAAUAGUCUGGACUGUGAUGUAGACUCCAUCCUGCUCAAUGACUUUAUGGACACAGAGAGCAUGGACUUCAACUUUGACGGCUCUCUGUCCCAAGGCAUGGGCAUGGGGAUGGGCAUGAGCUUGGGGGCUUUUGCUUGCCCUCCACCAGCACACAGCAACCAGAGCUGGGUGCCGGGGUGA